Messenger RNA from Neurospora tetrasperma FGSC 2508, 1083 nucleotides. RefSeq lists its product as uncharacterized. NCBI's taxonomy places the organism in Eukaryota, Fungi, Ascomycota, Sordariomycetes, Sordariales, Sordariaceae. Bases 1 to 1083 code for a protein of 360 amino acids. The transcript is spliced from 3 exons. The record is from RefSeq and is a predicted model, not a curated record.
AUGUCCAACACCAACACCAACAACCACAACCAGCUUCCAGCCAUGCCCGUCAACGCCGGACUCGACAAUGACAAUGGCCGUGUCAGCAACGAAGACAUCCGCAAAUACGUGGCAGACUCAGCGCAGCAAAUGUCCUUCCGAUGCUUAUUUCCCCAGGAAGUCCACGACAGAAUGUGGCAGCUGUUCAAGAUGGCAGUCCGCUUCACCCAGAGGGAAAUGGAACAGGACUUGAGCUUUGCGCCACUGGCCGUUGCCAGGGAGUUUCUCAAGAAGGAACGCCAUGCCUACGCCCUCGACAGAGAAAAAUGGGCUACCGAAGAGAGGAUCAUGGGACUCAGGAGACAGGAGCUGGCAAUCGAAAGGCAGUGUAUCGCUGCAGAGAAGGCCAAGAUAGUCGCCGCACAGCGGAAGUUGGCCGCUGAACGGCUCCAGUUUGAGGCGAAGAAAAACAUCAUCAGGGCGGGACAAAAGGUUCCUGGCCUUAUCACACGGCGCCCUGCCAUGAUUCCCAUCCAAGAGCAGCAAAGAGAGCCCCUGACGAUCGCGACUUCAAAAGAGAAAGAUCAUUCCGGAACGAGAGAACCACAAAUCAGGAGCAAAAAUAUCCAGCACGAGGACACCCCCGACACUGCUCUGAGCCGAAAUCUCAAACGGAGCAGAUCAGACAUGGAGGCCGCGCCCGACAAGACCAGCAACACACUGCAACAAGUCCGGCACUCGGAGCCCACAAAGCCGGCACCAAUCAACAUUACUCUUCUCGAGGGCUGCGUCCGGACGACGGCCAAGGUAGUGGACCUUCUCAUCCUCAAACAACCCCAUGAUAUUGUGUCCCGACCAAAACAGCGCGACCCCAACGUCUCGGCACCCCUCAUCACGUCCAUCAUCUCCAGCCUCUUUGCAAAGGGAAACGAACAUCGAUUGAGAAACUGGCGCGCAUUCGAGCGUGAGGGUGCUCCAGACCGAUGGUACUGCUGGCUCAGUGUCCUUGACCCCGAUCAUGGAAAUACGACGUUGAAGGAAAAUUCGACAUGUCGAUGCGAGAAGCUCUGGAAUGUGGCAGUACACAGGGAAAAUGUUGGAUGA